GAUGGAGGGCUUCUCGACAAUUUGUUGGGACGGCGACGGCGAGUUGGGGUUGGGAAAUAUCCCAACUGGGUGAACCAGGCGUGGCCAUGUCAUCGCGGAUGCUGAGAAACGUGUGGCGGUGAGCGCGUAGGUCGGAUCACGUGGCCCGAUCGAAGGGCCGGGAGGCGACCGCCAGAGGAAGAUAUUUUUCUCAGGGGUUUUAGUUGCGCGGAGGAGCGGAUCUCUCAUCUCUGUGGGUUAUUUACCGCACAAGUGCGUAGAAGAAAGCGUCGGAGCGAGAUUUUUGUUCGAGAAAUGGGGAGAGGAGAAGAUAGUCGGAAAGAGGCGGAAGAGGCGGUUGUAGAAAGUGGAGAUGGGGAGGAAGAAGAGGAAAGGAUGGAGGAGAAAGGAGAGGAACUGAGAUGGGUAAAGCUCUUGCCGAGGAUGCCGGUGAGGGUGCUGCUCGUGGAAGGCGACGAUUCCACUCGGCAAAUCAUUGCGGCGCUCCUCAGGAAGUGCAGCUACAGAGUUGUUGCUGCAUCAGAUGGCUUAAAGGCAUGGAACACCUUGAAGGAGAAACCACAGAGUAUUGACCUUGUUCUGACUGAAGUUGACUUACCAUCAAUCUCAGGUUUUGGUCUUCUCACCUUGAUGAUGGACCAUGAUCCAUGCAAGAAGAUUCCUGUCAUAAUGAUGUCUUCACAUGAUUCUAUGAGCAUUGUUUUCAAAUGCAUGUUAAAAGGUGCAGCAGAUUUUCUCAUUAAGCCAAUUCGGAAGAAUGAACUUAGGAAUUUAUGGCAGCAUGUUUGGAGACGACAAACUGUAAGUGGAUCUGGGGAAUUACAUGAAAUUCAGGACAAUUGUGAGGUAAAGCAUAAUCUGAAAUCUCAUUCUGGUAAAAGAGAAAAUUCAGCUCAGUGCGUGACUAUUAUGCAAGCGAAUAAAGAAUGCAGUGAACAAGGGAGUGAUGCUCAUAGUUCUUGUACAAGGUAUGACAUGGAAGCUCAAAGUACACACAGGAAACAGGAGCUCCCAAUAGCAUCUGGUGCAUUCAUGGAUCAGAAUGGACAGAAUAUUCAAAUGAAAAACGUAUUCAAUCAUGAAAUUGCAGCCAAAGUGGACAAUGAAACUAAUGGCCAGAAAUUUCAUCAAGAAAGAACUUCCAAGGAUGUUGAGUUGGUUCAAGAUUCUAAUUGGCAGUCGACUUUUAUGCCUCACCUGGAGCUCUCUUUAAAGCGAUAUGAGGGACCCUUCUCUGAGAAGCAAGAAUGUGACAAAUCCAGUGCAUGGAACCAUUCGAGUUUGUCUGCCUUCUCACUGUACAAUAGUAAAACAGUCGCACCUACAUUGUUGCAGCAGAACAAUGGACUUAAUUCUAUUGAUCCUCCAAAUCAUCAGGGACACAAAAUCAAUGUGGAAGAUAUUAAUUCUCUCUCUGGCGGAUCUACAGUUCAAGAUGGAAGGGUAGUUCAAUGCACCCCCGUUCGAGUUGUCCCAUUUUCACUUCCAAUUGCAGAUGGGUCUUUGAGUUCUGGAUAUAGCAAAGCGUUCUAUCCGCAGGCAGGUCAACCUUUUUGGAAUCCCAGUACAGCAUCUAUAUGGCAGGAAGCAGCCAAACAAACUCACUCUUCACACCAACCUGACCAAGAAAAUCUUGACUCUAUCCAAGCUGACCUCGAUGUGGCUGAUGGUAGAAGUUCAUCUUACAGUUCGGCAGGAAAGAACGGUGAAAUUAUGGCGCUCGAUGAACAUAGGCAUGUUACAUCAGCAAAUGGAGAGAGUGCAGCUAGUAGCAUAUGCAAUACUGGCAGGAAUCAUCUCAAUGGCAGCGAAUGCGGGAGUGGUCUCAGUGGAACAAAUGUCUUCUGGCCGAUGACGGUGAGUGGAAAUGAUGAGGACAAACUUGCCUAUGAUGGAACAAAGCCAGCAGAUUGCCAUCUCUUAACCCAGAGAGAAAUGGCCUUGAACAAAUUUCGAUUGAAGAGAAAAGAAAGAUGCUUUGAGAAGAAGGUUCGCUAUCAGAGCAGAAAAUUACUCGCAGAACAGCGUCCUCGAGUGAAGGGCCAGUUUGUUCGACAAGAGAAGCUCAACACUCAACCAAGAUUAGCCGGUGCGUGUGAUUCGGCUGCUGCUGGAUAGCUUUGGCAUUCAAAAGAGCAACUAAUCACAGUAGAGAGAGGCUUCGAUAUAUAGUUGAUGGUUGGCCUAUGUAGCUGCACUAACGCUGUUGGGAAAGAUCUCAAAACUAAGUAGCCUGUGUAAUUCUACACUCUUGCUCGUUUGUUUACCUACUCUUUUGUCUGUUAUAUAUUUCCUUGUAAUUAUUAUUAAGUUCAUUACUUGCCUCACAACUCUUCACGCUUUAUUAAGUUCAGUUCAUAAAAUUCUUUGCUU
Molecule: messenger RNA, 2373 nt
Organism: Zingiber officinale
Lineage: Eukaryota; Viridiplantae; Streptophyta; Magnoliopsida; Zingiberales; Zingiberaceae
Product: two-component response regulator-like PRR95
Exons: 8
Coding region: 295-2118 (607 amino acids)
Biological process (GO): phosphorelay signal transduction system; cytokinin-activated signaling pathway
Molecular function (GO): protein binding
Source: RefSeq, a predicted model, not a curated record